Penicillium pulvis is the source of this 717-nucleotide messenger RNA. RefSeq lists its product as uncharacterized. The record is from RefSeq and is a predicted model, not a curated record. The transcript is spliced from 2 exons. Lineage: Eukaryota; Fungi; Ascomycota; Eurotiomycetes; Eurotiales; Aspergillaceae. Bases 1 to 717 code for a protein of 238 amino acids.
AUGCCAAGCACUACCCCCAAGCCGGCCAAGGUGGAGCCCCCCACCGAACCUGGUCCAGAAUCUAUUCAGUACGAAUCACGAACCUCAGCCACGGAGCCAUCAGUACAUCAGGCUGUCUAUUACGACCCCUCAAAGAUUUCCCAAAACAUCGUGUCCCGUGUUGCUGCGCCAGAGACUGAGCAAACUCCGCCCACAGCACAACCGCCGUGCUUUGAGACCCUUCCCAAACUAUCCUGUCGCAUGUACCUGACAUUGAAUCUCUUGUCUGAAGAGCAGGCAACGCCCGAGAGUUUUGUUUUCAACCCUGCAAUGGCUGACUUGCGCAAAUGCGGCUAUGUUAUGUGGGAUUCGUCCCGGUUGGAUGAAUGGGGCGUGCUGAGUGAACCACUUGAUUACCUCCCUAACGAUGGUCAGGUCCAGCGCUAUGCAUUAGAACAAAAAUCCCUUGAUAAGAGACGCGCUUGGAAGAAGGAGUUUUGGGGCUUACAUGAGAAGUUGACGAAGACGGCUGUGGCGAGGCAGGUGUUGCCUAAGAUGAGAUACACCGGCGAAAAGUUUCUUGCUGCUAGGCGUAUGAUCCGAAGCUCCAAGGCGUGGGCGAUACGACUCGGGGUUGAGAUGGACAUGCCUCCGGGCUCCUUUGACUUACCCCUUGAGGAAGAGGCGCAGUCACUACUAAACCAACUGAUGGGCUGCAAUGUAAUGAGAUACCCCUGA